Messenger RNA from Cuscuta europaea, 809 nucleotides. The record is from the annotation of a GenBank genome assembly. NCBI's taxonomy places the organism in Eukaryota, Viridiplantae, Streptophyta, Magnoliopsida, Solanales, Convolvulaceae.
AUAAAAUCAUACUACAACUCUAGGUAGGAUUUUUAAAAUGAAAACUAUACCUAUAUUGGACGACGACCGACCUAAGGUAGUGGAUCAUUCCAAACAUCAUUAUCAUCACCAUCAUCACUACUAUCACUACGAUCAGCUCACUUGUCACGGCUCGGUUGAUAUUCAACCAAAGCCCAAAACAUAUUGCGUGCACUGCAAGGCGGACUCCAGCUACGCCCUCACUGAUCGUGAGGGCACUGUUAUUCUUGCCCUCGCUGACCCGACGGACCCCUGCCAGGUCUGGUUCCGAGAUGACAGCCUUAGCGUCCAUGUUAAAGAUGAACACGGCUUUUCCAGCUUUGUGCUGGUCAACAAAGGCAGUGGUAGAGCACUCAAGCACCCCUCUGGCGCCGGUCAACGGGUGGAGCUUUUGCGGUAUGACCGUGGUGCCCUUCUUGAUGGAUCCACGUUGUGGACUGCGGCGGGGGAGGAAGAGUAUAAAGCGGUCAGAUUGCAGAAUAACGUGCGGCUGAACAUGGAUGCAUUCGGCGGCGUCAAAGAGUCCGGUGGGGUGCAUGGUGGCACGACCAUCGGUGUGUGGGAAUGGAACGGCGGCGAUAAUCAACUUUGGAAGUUUGUUCCAAACUAAGGGAUUGAACUCUUCCUUAUUCAUGAAUUGUACAUCAUGUAUAUGAAAUAAUGAUCAAUACAUAAUAAAAUAAGACUGUUUUUAUUAUUGCCAUUACACAUGGGAAUCCUUCUAAUCAGAUCACUCAUCUACUUCUAAUCCUUAUAAUCAAGAGUAAACAUGAUGUCGUCUUUGUUUACAA